Echinococcus granulosus is the source of this 1119-nucleotide messenger RNA. RefSeq names its product Coproporphyrinogen-III oxidase. NCBI's taxonomy places the organism in Eukaryota, Metazoa, Platyhelminthes, Cestoda, Cyclophyllidea, Taeniidae. Gene Ontology annotation, molecular function: coproporphyrinogen oxidase activity. The transcript is spliced from 12 exons. Bases 1 to 1119 code for a protein of 372 amino acids. The record is from RefSeq and is a predicted model, not a curated record. Gene Ontology annotation, cellular component: mitochondrial intermembrane space; cytoplasm.
AUGUGUCGGAUGUUGGUUUCAGUCGGUCUGGGGGCUGUGGCUUUUUAUGCUGGGUACAAGGCGUUUAAACAUGUGCUGGAUCAAGAAGCAUUCCCUGAAAACACGUUUUUUGAAAAUGACCUUACAGAGAGUGACCCCUCAAAAUGGAUGGCUGACCCAAUUACACCUAUUACAACUCUUCUUCAAUCAGGUGGUAUUCGUUCGAAGAUGGAAAUACUUUGCAUGGAUCUGCAAUCUCAUUUAUGUCGAUGCAUGGGAGCUAUUGAUGGCAAGGCACGCUUUACCGUCGACCGUUGGAUACGUGGAAAUGACGAAGGUGGUGGCAUCUCUUGCGUACUUCAAGAGGGAGGUGUCUUUGAAAAAGCCGCCAUCAAUAUCAGUGUGAUGACUAGUAGUCUCUCCGACUCAGCUCUCAAGCAAAUGAAAGAAAGGUUGAAAGAACUGGAGAACGGACGCUCGUAUAAGUUUAGCGUAGUGGGGAUCAGUUCGGUUAAUCACCCGCGAAAUCCUCACGCACCAACGAUGCACUUUAACUACCGUUACUUUGAAGUAAUCGACGUGGAGACGGGUCAAAGCAUAUGGUGGUUUGGUGGGGGCUGUGAUCUAACCCCCUCCUUCCUCUACGAGGAGGAUGUCAAACACUUUCAUGGACUCCAAAAGGCUGCUUGUGAUGCUCACAGUCCUUCCUAUUACCACGACUUCAAGAAGUGGUGUGAUGAGUACUUUUUCAUCAAACACAGAGGUGAAGCACGGGGCGUCGGUGGCAUCUUUUUUGAUGAUCUGGAUGGCCCCUCGCAAGAUGAGGUCUUUUUGUUUGUUCGGGACUGUGCUGCUGCUGUGGCACCAUCUUACUUGCCAAUUAUCAUGAAACGGCUAAAGACAUCCUAUAACGAUGAGGAGAGACAGUGGCAGCUGCUACGCCGUGGCCGCUAUGUGGAGUUCAAUCUAAUCUAUGAUAGAGGUACCAAGUUCGGUCUCUUCACACCAAAUGCUAGAAUUGAAAGCAUCUUUGUUUCGAUGCCUUUAUACGCAAAAUGGGUUUACUGUCACGAUCCCUCAGAAGACAAAAGACAUUUGGAAUUGUUGGACGUUUUGACUAAACCGCGAGACUGGGCCUAG